Molecule: messenger RNA, 1286 nt
Organism: Schistosoma guineensis
Lineage: Eukaryota; Metazoa; Platyhelminthes; Trematoda; Strigeidida; Schistosomatidae
Source: the annotation of a GenBank genome assembly
UUCAUUUGUCAAACUGUUUUAUUGUUCAAACGUUGUGAUUCAGUGUGUGACUUUUAUGAAUUGAUGCGUUGCAGUGUUUUGGAAUGUUAUGUGUACGAUCAACGUGUUUUAAGUGUGGGCCAUGCAGACCAAAAUGGAUGAAAAUGGUUGAUAAUUUGUAUUCUGGCAGCCUUCAGGAUACUAAUAACCAUAAUAAACUCAUACAUUAUUGCUUACACCAGCCUGAUAAGCUGGACCGAAUUGCCAAGUACUUGCACCUGAGACUCUCACAGGAUCUCAGUAGGCGUUAUGAUCAAAAUAUAUCGAUAUCCGUCAAAGCUAUUGACAAACUAAUCCAAGUUUGUCAUGGUCACAGACUAGUUCUGGCUAUUAGUUUUUUGAAAAUGAUUCAACUACUUCUGGAGACUAAUCGCAUGGACCUACAAAUAAUGGCGUCUAAGUCGUUUGUAGAGUUUUCUAAGAUAGACGAUGAUUCUCCUAACUAUCACAAGGAAUGUAAUGAGAUUCUUGACCAUUUUGCUGCUAUGGCUCACGCAUCUUUUCUCAACCCACAAGAGCGUAAUGCUGUCAGAGUGGCAGGUAUACAAGGAAUCCAAGGUGUUGUUCGUAAAAUGGUCAGUGAUCAACUGAUACUGGAAGUUCACGAGUCGAAUAUGGACAAAAUCGUACUUCCACUCCUAUUCAAUAUGUGUGAUAAGUUUGAACUAGAUUCCAAUUCAAAUGAAUCGCAAUGUGAUCCUUCACAAGAAGCUGUAUAUGUGUUCGAAGAUAUUGUUAGACAAGCUUCUUAUACAAAUAUCAAACCUGUGGUAACAUCUAUUUUAACGCAUUUAGAUAAUCAUAAAUUGUGGGAUCCUUGUGAUUUUCCUUUACUCAUAUUUCAAUAUCUUUUGGAUUCACUCAAGAUGAUUGGAAGCGAUCGGCAUGAAAUCUUGGACCUAAGUUUUAAAAUUUUAUCGACUCUGAUGGUGUUACACAAUGUAAACCACUGUUUAUUCAGUUAUUUUCGUGUCAAUUGAAAUGGAGAUGGUUAAACUUAUAGAUCAAUCAAGAUAUAACAUCAAUUUAUAAAAUCAUUACCUAUUGGUCUUAAUUAUGCAGAAAGCUGUAAGUUCUCGUGGAUUAAUCUGUUCAAACAUCAGAAAUCAAUAUCUGUGAGUGUUUAAAAAUGUUUAAGGCCCUAAGAAUUCAUCUCUUUGACAUGCCUCAAAUUCAUCUGCUUAUUUAGUCUUUCAUCAUUUUAUUUUCCAUGUCUAAACACCUUACAGUGUUAACCUUUAAUGCAC